AUGGUUGAUUCUGGAAGCGAUGAUGAAGGACAAACUACGAUUACGUUAAAAAUAAAGACGACUUCGGAAAGCUAUGAAAUUACGACAAAGGAACAAGCUACAGUUGCGAAAGUAAAAUCAAUUAUUUCGCAAAAAAUUGAUCAACCUAUAGAGAAACUUUGUCUAAUUUUCUCUGGAAAAAUAUUAAAGGAUUACGAAAAACUUGACCAACAUUGUAACCAUCAAGGAUGGUAUGGCAAUUCAUUUGGUUAUUCGUCAGGGUCAGAGAGUAAGUUAUUCAUAAUAAUUCUAAUCAUGAGGAUUACGGAUAUUAUUUUGUCACCAAAUAUGACAACUGCGACCACUGCUUCUACUACAAGUGGAUCUAACAUUGCAUCACAGGCUACGCCAUUAGUAUCAGUGUUUGGUGCAGGUAGAAGUACUGGAGGUCCUAUGGGAAUGGGUCAUCUACUUCAGAAUCCAGAUGCACUGCGCGAUAUGAUAAAUAAUCCAGUUAUUCAGUCAAUAAUGAGCAACACAGAUGUAAUACGUUCUCUACUGGUUGAUAAUCCACAAGUUCAACAAAUCAUUGAUGCUAAUCCUGAAUUUGGCCAUUUGUUGAAUGAUCCAGAAAUUAUUCGACAAACUAUGGAAAUGGUCAGAAAUCCAACAAUGUUCCAGGAAAUGAUGCGGAAUCAUGACCAAGCCAUACGUAAUUUGCAAGGUAUACCUGGAGGUCAAGCAGCUUUGCAACGCUUAUAUCAAGAUGUUCAAGAGCCCCUGCUAAAUAGCGCAGCCAAUUCUUUCAGCAGAAAUCCAUUCGCUUCUUUGGUUGAAAAUUCGAGUACAGUGACAUCAAGAAGUCAGCACGCAGGUAUCGAGAAUGCUGAAGCUCUUCCAAAUCCAUGGGGUGGAUCUGGAAGUUCUAAUCAGUCAGCUGAAAUUAACUCGAAUGAGCAACCACCUAUAUUACUUGAUUCUUUGGGAGGUAGCAUUAGAAAUUCGAUUGUUUUUACAUUUGUUCUGAAAGAAUUAUUAUUUUCUAUUUUGCUGUUUUCAUUAAAAAUUUUUGUGCCUUUUUUUCAUAUCCUCAAUUCUUCUGGUGCACAAAAUUUAACGCGUCAGUUAAUGAGCGAUCCUGCUGUUGUUCAAGAACUUUUUAGCAGCAACGCCAUGGAACGCGUCUCGCAGUUGGUAGGGCAAAAUCCGUCGAUACUUCAAAUUGCAAGAGCAAAUGCAGGUUGCUAUACCGAGAAUACAAGAAUUGGUAUGUUUAUAUUUUGUUUGAGAGAGUCGUAUACGCGGUGCCAAUUCAAAAUGUAUGUAAUUAAUUUUUUCAAGAUGCAACAACCAGGAGCACUACAAGCAAUGACAAGUCCUCGUGUACUAGAGGCCAUACAACAGAUUCAAAAUGGUAUUGAAACAUUGCGACGCGAGGCACCUCAUCUUCUGCCCGCCAUCGUUGCACCAAUCUCGACAGCGGUAACAACAUCCUCGACAUCAAAUACUACUACCACGUCUGCAAAUACUGCGUCUGCAACAGCGGCAACAACAACUACAGUUCCAACUGGCGAACAAGCACUGAUGAUGCUUAAUCUGAUCAGGCAAAUGACUGGUACUAACUUGACUGGUAAUAAUCAAACCACAAGUCAACCUCCGGAAGAACGAUAUAGAAAUCAAUUGGAACAAUUAGCCAGUAUGGGUUUCAGUAAUCAGGAAGCUAAUAUUCGAGCUUUGCUUGCUACAUUCGGGGAUGUAAACGCUGCGGUUGAUCGACUUCUUAGUGGUCAGGAUGGGCAGUAA
Dracunculus medinensis (Guinea worm) is the source of this 1782-nucleotide messenger RNA. NCBI's taxonomy places the organism in Eukaryota, Metazoa, Nematoda, Chromadorea, Rhabditida, Dracunculidae. The record is from the annotation of a GenBank genome assembly.